GUACCAGUAGACGGCCAACGACUGCACAAAAUGACCUCGUCGAUCACCAUGGCUGCCCCGCGAAGCAGCAAGCAGUAUGACGACGAACCAGACCUUUUCUCUCAGCAGCUACAGAUGUAUGCCUCCCUCGGCCGUAAUGAAGGCCAACAGGCUGCCACCGCGAAAGCGAAGACGGACGCCGAGUUCAUGGCGCUGCUAAGCGCAUAUAUAUCAGGAACAGAGCCCAAAGACUACCGGAUGUAUCUGUCGACUCCAUUGGUCCCACAGCAACGACAUGCCAGUAGCUCGGUCGACUCCUCGCAGCGCCAUGUAACGAGUCCAACGUUGACGCCUUCGGACUCGCCACAAAUUCUCCAUCCUAGGAUUAUCUCGCGCGUUGUCAACGCCUUCGACUUGCCGACCACGCCUCCCCACAGCAACAAUAACGCCUCGUCACAACGGCAGUAUCGUAUUGACGUACCUGCGACGACAUACACAGACGCGCGCAGUCAGCGCAAUGGGAGCAGCAGCGUCUUGCAUUCCCCGCCCGCGACAGCCCCCGAGGACGACCUCGACUUUGAUCAGAGAAGCUCGUUGGGCUCGGCCGACGACAACAACGACACUCCUCCUCCCCAUGGCGUCAAGUGGAACAGCGAAAGUGGGUUCGACGUCGUGUUCCAGCAGCAGUCGAUGGGCAUGAAGCUCGGGUACGACGCCAUCAAGAAGUGCGCGGUGGUCAAGGAGUGUUUUGACGGCACCGAGUCCAAAAAGUACAAACAAAUCACCAACGGCGUCGCCGUUCUGUCUGUGAACGGCCAAAGUCUUAGCGGCAUCAGCCUCUCCAAGAUCAUGUCGCGGCUGCGGGUAGCCCAGCGACCCGCCGUGAUUCGAUUCGAAACCGCGGACGGAGGAAGCUCGUUUCCAUAGUGGUUGACACGAUGACGUUGUCGAGACUAUAUAUUAAUCUAAUGCGGGCACAGAUAUCGAGUGGUUGAUAACGCUACUGUACCUGUACUUGAAUACUCGUAUAUAUAGAUACUAAUAACUUGGUGUUGCUCCCUG
Messenger RNA from Aphanomyces astaci, 1041 nucleotides. RefSeq lists its product as hypothetical. The transcript has a single exon. Gene Ontology annotation, molecular function: protein binding. Lineage: Eukaryota; Oomycota; Saprolegniomycetes; Saprolegniales; Verrucalvaceae. Bases 31 to 906 code for a protein of 291 amino acids. The record is from RefSeq and is a predicted model, not a curated record.